Messenger RNA from Plasmodium berghei ANKA, 999 nucleotides. RefSeq names its product conserved Plasmodium protein, unknown function. The transcript has 3 exons. The record is from RefSeq and is a predicted model, not a curated record. NCBI's taxonomy places the organism in Eukaryota, Apicomplexa, Aconoidasida, Haemosporida, Plasmodiidae. The coding region runs from base 1 to 999 and encodes 332 amino acids.
AUGGGAGGAAAUAUGUGUAUCCUUCAUAGAAAGAAAUAUGAUGAAAACUAUAGUACGCAUAUUCCCAAAUCUUCAAACAGAAAAGCGUAUACAGAACAACCAAAACCGAGAAUAAAGAAAUUAGAUGAAAAAAAAAACGCUAUUACUGAAGAAUUAAAAAAAAAUCAGAAAAAAGAAAUAAAUGAUAAACAAAUUUUAAAAAAUCGUAAAGUUAUAAAUGAUAGUAAUUCUGUGAUUUCCAGUACUAGCACAUCUUCAACAUCAUCAGAAUCAGCAGCAUCAUCAGAAUCAGCAACAUCAUCAGAAUCAGCAACGUCGUCAGUUAAUGUGUUAAUAAGUAAUGCGAUUGAAAAUAAUGUGCGCAAAAUAAAUACAAUAAAUUUUAAAGAUAACGAUGUAAAUGGAAUAAAACAUUCGGGUAGAAGAUCUCGAAGUAUUCCCAACAUUAUAGUUGAUAAUAAUAUAAUUCGAACUAAGAAUACAUCGUUCUUUGGCAUUUUGCGUGCAAAUACUAGUUCAAGUGAUAUGCCAAAACAUACAAUUGAAGAAAAUUUGUAUAAACUAAAAAAAGAAAAAAAAAAUGAAUCACAAGAUACUAUUUUUGAUAAUUUGUUUGCAGAAAUUUAUGAUAUUCAUUCUGAUGGUAAUAUUGUUGCAUUGGAUGGAUCGAUAGCAAACAAUGAGAAAAUAACAUCUACUGAAAAUGACGAAAACUCCAAUCAAGCCAAUAAUAAGGAAAUGGGUUUAAAUAGUGAUGAAAAAAAUAAGGAAAUAGAAAAAAAAAAUAAUAUACGAACCGAGAAAAUUGCAAAAAAUAUCGAACAUUUUAAAACUGGGAGAAAUCCAAAACUCAUGAGCAGUGGAAAAUCACAAAUCAAUAUAAAUGUGUCAAAAUCUUUAGGGAAAUCAGUGUACACAAAUUAUAAAAGAGAAAAUAUGCCCCCAUUACGAUCCAAUUCUAGUUAUUUCAACAAACGUGGGGUGAUAAUAUAUCAUUAA